This is a messenger RNA of Cantharellus anzutake, 1381 nucleotides long. RefSeq lists its product as uncharacterized. The record is from RefSeq and is a predicted model, not a curated record. The transcript is spliced from 5 exons. NCBI's taxonomy places the organism in Eukaryota, Fungi, Basidiomycota, Agaricomycetes, Cantharellales, Hydnaceae. Bases 167 to 1153 code for a protein of 328 amino acids.
GCCCACUGAAAAGCGUAUCUAGGCUGCAUGCCCGAAUCGAAUUUGAUGAAGAUUACGAUGGCUUUGUCAUGUAUGUGCUUGGUCGUAACGGCGCUUGGGUUGAUGGGGAUUGGGUACGGAGCGGAUCCCGUGUUUUGCUGCAUUCAGAGUCCGUUGUUUCACGACCAUGACCUCCCGAUCCUUCCAGUUCCUCGUGGCCCCUCACGCUUCACAAACGCGUACCCAGUCUCCCACGCACGAAUCGGCAGUAGAUGUCGACGAGGAAAUGAGCACGGUGUCAUCGCAAGCGUCAGUCCCUGCCCCACCUGCGAGUACUCAGACCGCAGGCGAGCGAGCACACUCUAUGGAAGAUGCAUGUUCUGCGGCCAUCGCUACAUAUGGAGGCGAGGCCUCCAUCAAACAAAUCACUCAAUGGUUGAACGAUCAAUAUGACUGGUUUCGACGUCGGUCCGAUAGUCAGGAUUUGGUGAAGGAAACAAUUAUGCACAAUCCGCUUUUUGUCAAGGUGAAGGGCAUACGAGACAAGACGUCCAAGAGAAAAGCCGUCCUCUUCACCAUUAAUCAGCAAUACUAUUCGCAGCACCUCGCUGGGACGAAGGAGACCGAGGAUGUUGAUAUAGAUGGCGUUAGAGGUAGUCCACCUCUCAUCAUAUCACAUCCAACGCAAUUCGCUGCAGCCGGGGUUGCUUCUCCAAGCGACGCUGACGAACCACUUCGCCCACAGCAGAAUCCUGGGACGGUUUCGCAUCCCCUACGUAUCUCGAUGGGCGAUCGUCUGACAAAAGCUUUGGAGCGAUACUCCCUGCCUUCCUCGGUCAUCCCUCCUGCCCUGAAUAUCUCACUAGAACCAUGCCAUUUCUCGAAGAAGGAUCAACACAUUAUACUGCGAGAAGGUGAACUUAUUCUCAAUCCUAAGGUUUUCUCCGACAUUCCAGAGGACAUUCUUGCUCGUAUGAGCGCGCUUGACACCGAAGCAGUCCUCGAGAUCCUGCAAAGCGAAGUCAAGCUAUAUCUGAAAGAGCAAUAUCGUGCUGUGAACGGCCGCGGCUCAGGGAAAUACUCACGGGCCCAGAGGCAUGGACGUGGGCGUGGACGCGGGCGUGGGAGGGUAGAUGGGCAUGUGGAGGGGGCAGUUGUAGCCAGUCCUCUUUGAGAGAAGCAGAGAACUCUUGGUCGCAACCUGUUUGCCUCACUGAAUAAUAAUAGUUCACUUCAAUCACUACCACGGCUUCAUAUGAUAAUUUGACACCCAAAAACAUUUAUACACGAGCUUUCAUUGUCCCCAUGAAAGCAGCUUUCUCUUCAAAGGUUUGGAAUGCACCGUGCUACGAUGGACAAUUAAGCCAUGUACGUGUGAACGUAGAAAAUGGAUUGAUCCACU